AUGACUGACACGGUGAGAAUUCCUCCCUGGCAGUUUGAAAGGAAACUGAAUGAAUCCAUUGCUGAAGAGCUGAACAAGAAAUUGGCCAACAAGGUUGUAUACAACGUCGGCCUCUGUAUCUGUCUAUAUGAUAUCACAAAGCUGGAAGAUUCGUACAUAUUCCCUGGAGAUGGAGCAUCCCAUACCAAAGUGCAUUUCCGCUACGUGGUCUUCCAUCCCUUCCUCGAUGAGAUUCUGAUUGGACAGAUUAAAAGCUGCAGUCAGGAUGGCGUUCACG
This is a messenger RNA of Apaloderma vittatum (bar-tailed trogon), 277 nucleotides long. RefSeq names its product polymerase (RNA) III (DNA directed) polypeptide H (22.9kD) (gene POLR3H). Gene Ontology annotation, biological process: DNA-templated transcription; transcription initiation at RNA polymerase III promoter. Gene Ontology annotation, cellular component: RNA polymerase III complex. The annotation marks the transcript as partial. Lineage: Eukaryota; Metazoa; Chordata; Aves; Trogoniformes; Trogonidae. The record is from RefSeq and is a predicted model, not a curated record. The transcript is spliced from 3 exons.